This is a messenger RNA of Cuscuta campestris, 812 nucleotides long. The record is from the annotation of a GenBank genome assembly. Lineage: Eukaryota; Viridiplantae; Streptophyta; Magnoliopsida; Solanales; Convolvulaceae.
GUCCAACACUUUGACCAGUCUCCCUUUUCAAAGCUUCCUUCCCCUCCCCAUAUGUCUGAAAUGGAUGCGACCCCAGUCCCCGGUGCACUCCUCUCCAUGAGUUUGUCCGGGACAAAAAGGUAAAAUCCCCCUCAGCCACCCAUCUCUCCGAGGGUGACCGGGAUGACUCCCCUAAAGUCCAGGCCAAAGUUUCUGCAAAAGAGACCAGUCCUUCCUCCUCCCGCGCCAAAUCUCAAAAAAGGAAGGGCUCCAAUAAGAGUUUUAGGGGGUUCCAAGAAGAAAAAGACUGGUUCACUAAAUCUGGAAGGGGAAUCUAUUGAAGAAGCCUUCCUAGCUUUGGCCAGAAGACUUCACAAGGCCGGGGCUAUAUUAGAAGAUGUUGGUCGGUCACUCUUGGAGUCGAGGGACCAGAUCUCCCAACUGAACCUCCUGCUCAAUUCUGCCAAGUUGGAGAUCAAUGACUGGGCUGAAAGGGAGAAAAGGCUUGAGGAAGAGCUGAGGGCCGAGAAGGCCAAACUAGAGGAGAAGAGGGCCAGGUCUGCCCAAUUGGAAGAGGAUGGGAGGAGAAAAGUUGCCAAAAUAGUUGAGCUCGAGGAUGGGUUGACCCAAGUCAAAGAAUCUGCCCGAGCAAAAGAGGAAACCUUCCUUGUUGAUGCUGCCAACUGGGCCGCCUGCCAACUGAGAGAUCUCUCCUCUACGCAAAGCUCAAGAGGAGGGAUGCUACUUUCGAUCCGGAUGCCAUGAAGCUCCCAGCCCUUUAUCAAGAAGAUCCAUCUCCCCCUUUCCCCUUAGAAUAAGCUAGGGAUUAACUU